UACUGCUCAGCUUUAUAUAUAAGGCUAAGAAGACAAACUGAAACAUCUAAAAUGAAACUGGAGUCUGUAGCAGAAAAAAAGUUAGAUACAGAAUGUGGUUUCUUAAAAUGUCAUCAUGCAAAUCUUCGUAAUUCAAUUAGUGAUGAACAGCUACAAGAACUGUCAACACUUCAAACUGAUGAAGACAGAUUUUUGUUUGUCUAUAAAUUGCCUGUUGUUCAUGAAUAUGAGGUAAAGGGUUCCAGUUCUGAAAAGAAUGAAAGAGAAGCAGAACAACUGAAAGAAGAAGGAAACAAAGCAUUCCAAAAUGGAAACUACCAAAGUGCAAUGCAGAGUUAUACCAAGAGCAUUCUGAAAACACCAUGGGCUAUAGAUGGGGAUUCUCCUAAUGCAAAUUCAACCCGGCAGCUUUCUAUAACAGUGGCCAAUCGUUCCGCUACAUUCUACCACUUGGAGAAAUAUAAACUGGCAAUGCAAGAUAUUGACCUUGUUUUGUCACUUGAUUAUCCACAAGAACUUCGCUACAAAGUUCUUGACAGGAAAGCUCGAUGUCUUCUAGCAACAAAACAGCUGAAAGAUGCACUUGAAGCAUUCAGGGGUACCCUUAAAGCACUGGACUCAGCCAAGUUACCAGUGGAAAGGAAACGAAAAUGGCAAAUGGAUGUGCAAAUCAUGCUUGCAAUGCUAGCCAAGAACAAGGUCCUUGUUAAUGAGCCUAGGAUACUUCCAGAGGAUGCAAUUUUACCGUCUGUGACUGGACAGCAGAAUUCACGUUAUGUGUCAGCAAGUUCUGCAGUAAAUAUCGAAGAGACCAAAGACACAGGACGAUUUGCAGUGGCGGGGAAAGAUGUGAAAGUAGGGGACACACUAGUGGUUGAACCAGCAUUUGUUGCAGUCCUGUUAGCUGAACAUGCUGGCACACACUGCUUCCACUGCUUCAGAGGGUUGGAAGCUGCUGUCCCAUGCAAUCAAUGCAGCAGAGUGGCAUUCUGCAGUGUUGCAUGCCAGACAGAGGCCCUUAAAACUCAUCAUGUGGUUGAGUGUCCUAUACUUGAAACCCUCUGGUCCUCAGGAGCCUCCAUUAUAUGCCUCAUGGCUCUACGAAUGUUAUCGCAGCGGGGAAUAAAGUAUUUCCUUGACAUGAAAGGCAUUUUGAGAAAGGGCUGUAAUGUUGUAAACAGUUCUGAGAAAUAUCACCCUACAGACUACAGAACAGUCUACAAUCUUGUGGACCAUUCAGGAACACGAACAGCGCAAGAUUUCUUAUAUAGAACAGAUACAGCUGUUUUACUAUUCAAAUGUCUCAGAGUGGCAGGGUUUUUCAACAUACAAUCCAAAGAAUCAGAACACAAGCUAACACCUGAAGAAUUGUUUGUGGGAGAAUUACUGCUACAUCACCUCCAGCUAUUACAAUUCAAUGCUCAUGAGAUUUCUGAACUACAGCUGGAAGCACCAAGGAAUCUUAAUUCAGCUCGUUCUGUAUUCCUAGGCGGAGGACUGUUUCCAACCCUAGCUCUGUUCAACCACUCAUGCGACCCAGGAAUAACAAGAUAUUUCCAAGGAACUUCAGUUAUAGUUCAUGCCAUUAAAAACAUACACUGUGGAGAGAUGAUUGCUGAAAACUAUGGGCAGAUAUUCACCCAGACUCCUCAAACAGAGAGGCAAGCAACUUUGAAGUCACAAUAUCGAUUUGAUUGCAUAUGUGUUCCUUGCAAUGAAGAUUGGCCCACAUUCAACAACAUGCACCAGGGAUUUAUGAGAUUUCGAUGUGAAACAGGCUCAGGUGGUACAGUACCAAAAUGCAACAAUGUGAUUAUUGUACCAACAGAUACUUCAGACUUCAUGAUCCAGUGUCCUCUCUGCAAACAAUACACAAAUAUACUUAAAGGACUGAAAGUACUGCAGGAUACAGAUGCAAUGUUCAAAACUGCAACACGACUGAUGGAAGAGGGUGAAGUGAGACAAGCCCUGGAUAAAUACAUCGAGAUCUUGCUUCUUCUUGAUAAUACACUGGCUCCACCAUUCAAAGAUUUCCACUUGUGCCAGCAAGCUAUCCGUCGCUGCAUGCUCAGUUUUGGUAAUAAAUCAGUUAUGUCAGAGAAAGUCACAAAGUGAAUAAUGUUAAAGAUAAAUGAUCAAAAUCGUUGAUGUUUUUUGAAUAUUCUCCAAACUAUGAAAAGAAAAUUCCUUAAUAUUUUAAGAUGAGAAAAGUAUUAAAUAUUUUGUGAUUAGUCACUGCAAAAUAAUUAAUGAUUAUAUUUCAUCUUAUCAAGAGCUGUUUACUAAAAGCAAUGGUUGAAAAGAAACAAUCAGCACAAGUCUACCUGCUGUGCAGUUAAAUCUAGGUUUAUAUCUGUAAUGUUAUAUUACAAAAUAAAUUGCAUACUAAUGUCAACAGCCAAAUAAAGAUUAUGCACUAUGGUAAA
Molecule: messenger RNA, 2426 nt
Organism: Zootermopsis nevadensis
Lineage: Eukaryota; Metazoa; Arthropoda; Insecta; Blattodea; Termopsidae
Gene: Smyd4-3
Product: SET and MYND domain containing, class 4, member 3
Cellular component (GO): cytoplasm; nucleus
Molecular function (GO): histone deacetylase binding
Source: RefSeq, a predicted model, not a curated record